Poecilia reticulata (guppy) is the source of this 2604-nucleotide messenger RNA. RefSeq names its product coiled-coil domain containing 175 (gene ccdc175). Lineage: Eukaryota; Metazoa; Chordata; Actinopteri; Cyprinodontiformes; Poeciliidae. The record is from RefSeq and is a predicted model, not a curated record.
GCUUUCUUUUCUAUAGUCGCAGGAGCUUCUCUUACAUUUCAUACGAUUUUGAAUCGAUUUUGAAUCUCUAUCCUUAUGUUAAUGUUGCGUAUUUUGUGGAAGCUUCGUUGUCCUUUGGAUGCAGUCGCUUUAUUUCGGGGUUUGCGGUUACUGGUCUUUUCUGGUCUCAGCGGCUUCCCGUACGAAGCUCCGUUGCCGUGGUUACAGCGUUCGAAAGCGGUUAGGUUCAUAACGGCUAAUUUUAGCGCCGCAAAGUUGGUGUAAAAAGCAAAGGAGUUGGAGGAAAAUGGCCUCUUUUAUGGUUCCCGAGUUCCCCGCCGUUGUGGCGGCGCUGGAGCGUCUGAAGGACCUGGAGAGAGAACUUAGAGAGGACAAACUCCGGUUCUCAGACGAAGGAUGCGUCCACCUCACGGCCAUUGCAGAAGCCGUAGCCGAGUUAGAGGCCACAAGGCGAGCUGUUCGUGAGCUCUUGGAAGUGGAGACCAUAGAAAACUGCAAGCUUAGAUAUACGAUUCUAAACAUGACUGAUUGUUUGAGGGAUGAAAUCCUGAGAGACAAAGCAGCAGCCCGGGCUGUUAACGCCGAGGAGAUAGAGCAGCUCCACAGAGAGCUCAGGCUAUCCUUUCAGACCGUACGGGAGAAAGAAAAUAAGCUGCAGGAGCAGUUAGAAAAACACGAAUUGAUUCAGGGAGAGAGAGAUCGGGUGAGGGAUGAACACAAGGAGCUGAUCGCCUCUCUGAAUGUUCUGGUCAGUCUCAGAUACAGCAGGCAGCAGCAUCUGGACGAGACGCUGGAGCAGACAGAGCAGUUGAGAAACUCCAUCGUUGUUGUUGAGCAGCAGAAAUUGUCCUUCAAGCAAAGCGUGGCUUUGGAAAGGGAGAGGUUCUCUGAUGAAAAGAAGAACCUGGACAAAAAGAUGGCCGACAGGAUGGAACAGGUUAAGCAGGAGAGGAAGGUGGUUGAGAAGAUUGGAUUGGAAUUAAAGGAGCUUAAAGAGAAUAAAAGGGAAAUGGAAAGCAAAAUAGAAAAGCUCUUUCAGCAGACAACUGAAGUGCAGGACAAUUUGGAAAGUUUGAAGGUGUCCUACUUUAGUUGUGAACAACAACUACAGGAAGAAAUGGUGAAGAACAAAGAGCUGAACCAACAGAUAGAGACGCAGGAGAAGCACAGCGAAAUGCAAGAGGAAGUCUUCAAUGUCACCGUCAAAAAUCUGCAAAAGGAAACCAUUGAAGUGGAAGACGGCCUAGAGGAUGCUCUGGCUGCCCAGGUGCUCCUCAAAGAAUCGCUGGCCUACCAUUCUAAACUGUGCAAGCGUCAGCUUGGAGUGGAGGAGGAGGUCGCGGCCGACCAUCAGUGGGUCUCCACGGAGCUGGAGCGCUCCCGGGUGCAGCUGGAGGAGCGCAUUGCCUCCAUCGUCAAGCAGAACAAGGAUAUCAUGGAGAUGGAGAAGAUAAUGCAAGAGCUCCUGGAGGACGAGCAGAUCAGCAGACGCAUUGCUGAAUCCAGAAAGAAAGAGCUGAUUGUCGAUCUGGAUGAGGUGAAAUUAAAAAUCAAGCACUUAGAAGAGAAAAUCAAGCGACUCAACAGGGUCCUGGAGACUAAGAAGAGAAAGCAGCAGAAUUAUGAGGAGAAAAUGACAUCCAGUAUACACAAAAACAAAAAGAGAUAUGAGGCGCUGUUGCAGGAGCGGGCUGCGCUGCUUGAGCGGCAUCCUGACAGCGAAAAUUUUGACUUGAUGCUCCAUCAGAUGGCUCUACUGGAGAAGAAGAACAGAGAGACCCAAAGCCUCUGCCAGCAGGAAGUGGAUCAGAUCAUCGCGGGGACGGAGAAGAUCAAUAGGAGCAUCGAGGAGAAGGAGAGGGAGCAGGAGGAGCUAAUGAAGACGCUGAAAGAGGUGGAGACAAAGUGGAGAGAGGAGAAAUUGAAGAACGACAAGAUUCGCGAGCAGAAAGACGCGCUGACUAAGAGGAAGUCCGAGCUGGAGCAGUCCAUCCAGGACAUGACGGAGCACACCAGAAAGCUGCUGGCGCCCAGAGAUGAGAUGAAGGCCGAGCUGGGGGAGCUGCACGAGUCUCACAUCAACAUGGUGAACAAACAGAACUCAGUCCUGAGAGAAAUGGAGGUGAACAUGUACGGGCUCAGUCUGAUUUUGGGGCAGAUCAAAAAAGAGAACAGCAGGCUGCAACUCUCCAUCAGACAGAUGAUGGAGGACAUCAGCACCAGCAGGCAGGAGAAAGAGAGGUACCAGCAGGAGGUCCAGGAGUUCAGCAACAAAACAAAGGCCCUUUUCAAAGAGAUACAGGAAGGAUUUAGACAAGAUAACUCUGUGAUUAAAGGCAUCAAGAAGAGUGACAACAAACUGCUGUCGUUAAUGGGCUCGGGGUUGAAAGAGCUGAAGAACAGGAACCUGCAGCUGAUGAGCAUCAACACGCUGCUGCACCAAGCGAUGCUGGAGUUUAGCAAACGACUGGGAGAUAAAGCAAUAGAGCGGUGGCAGCAAUAACAGAUUGUGCACCAUACAUCUUCACGCAUCACAAGACAAACCUGCCUACACUAUCAGUACAGGAGACGAUCAAUAAACGAGAAUAUAAACAAUGAUAAAAA